Pocillopora meandrina is the source of this 3975-nucleotide messenger RNA. Lineage: Eukaryota; Metazoa; Cnidaria; Anthozoa; Scleractinia; Pocilloporidae. The record is from the annotation of a GenBank genome assembly.
AUGAAAAUGACCGGAAACAGACAAAAAAAAGCAGAGUUUUAUAGAAGACUAGGAGAGCUUCUGUGUUCCUUAGGAGAAUAUGACAAAGGGAAAGAAUAUUUGAAGAUGGCACUUGCUAUCCAAAUAAAAAUUGGCGACAGAAAUGGAGAAGCAACAAGCUACGCGAGAAUUGGAGAACUGUUCAUGUCGCUUGGCAAAUAUGACACGGCCCGAGAAAACCUGGAGAAAGCUCUUGCUAUCCAAAUAGAAAUUGGCGACAGAAAUGGAGAGGCAACAAGCUACCAAAGCCUCGAAACAGUGUUCCAACGGCUUGGCAAAUACGACAAGGCCCGAGAAUACCUGGAGAAAGCUCUCGCUAUCCAAAUAGAAACUGGCGACAGACAUGGAGAGGCAACAGUCUAUGGGAGCCUCGGAAUAGUGUUCCAGUCGCUUGGCAAAUACGACAAGGCCCGAGAAUACCUGGAGAAAGCUCUCGCUAUCCAAUUAGAAACUGGCGACAGAAAAGGAGAGGCAGCAAGCUACACGAGCCUCGGACCAUCGUUCAUAUUGCUUGGCAAAUACGACAAGGCUCAAGAAUACCUAGAGAUAGCUCUCGCUAUCAAAAUAGAAACUGGCGACAGAAAAGGAGAGGCAGCAAGCUACACGAACCUCGGACCAUUGUUCAUAUCGCUUGGCAAAUACGUCAAGGCCCGAGAAUACCUGGAGAAAGCUCUCGCUAUCAAAGUAGAAAUUGGCGACAGAAAUGGAGAGGCAACAAGCUGCGCGAACCUCGGAGCACUGUUCAUAUCGCUUGGCAAAUACGACAAGGCUCAAGAAUACCUGGAGAAAGCUCUCGCUAUCAAAGUAGAAAUUGGCGACAGACAUGGAGAGGCAACAAUCUCUGGGAGCCUCGGAACAGUGUUCCAGUCGCUUGGCAAAUAUGACAAAGCCCAAGAAUACCUGGAGAUAGCUCUCGCUAUCCAAAUAGAAAUUGGCGACAGAGAUGGAGAGGCAACAAGCUACGGAAACCUCGGAACAGUGUUCAUAUCGCUUGGCAAAUACGACAAGGCCCGAGAAUACCUGGAGAAAGCUCUCGCUAUCAAAACAGAAAUUGGCGGCAGCGAUGGAGAGGCAACAAGCUACCAUAGCCUCGGAACAGUGUUCAUAUCGCUUGGCAAAUACGACAAGGCCCGAGAAUACCUGGAGAAAGCUCUCGCUAUCCAAAUAGAAAUUGGCAACAGACAUGGAGAGGCAGCAAGCUACGGAAACCUCGGAACUGUGUUCAUAUCGCUUGGCAAAUACGACAAGGCCCGAGAAUACCUGGAGAAAGCUCUCGCUAUCCAAAUAGAAAUUGGCGACAGAGAUGGAGAGGCAAAAAGCUACCAUAGCCUCGGAACAGUGUUCAUAUCGCUUGGCAAAUACGACAAGGCCCGAGAAUACCUGGAGAAAGCUCUCGCUAUCCAAAUAGAAAUUGGCGGCAGAGAUGGAGAGACAAGAAGCUACCAUAGCCUCGGAACAGUGUUCAUAUCGCUUGGCAAAUACGACAAGGCCCGAGAAUACCUGGAGAAAGCUCUCGCUAUCCAAAUAGAAAUUGGCAACAGACAUGGAGAGGCAGCAAGCUACGGAAACCUCGGAACAGUGUUCAUAUCGCUUGGCAAAUACGACAAGGCCCGAGAAUACCUGGAGAAAGCUCUUGCUAUCAAAAUAGAAAUUGGCGACAGAGAUGGAGAGGCAAAAAGCUACCAUAGCCUCGGAACAGUGUUCAUAUCGCUUGGCAAAUACGACAAGGCCCGAGAAUACCUGGAGAAAGCUCUCGCUAUCCAAAUAGAAAUUGGCGGCAGAGAUGGAGAGGCAACAAGCUACCAUAGCCUCGGAACAAUGUUCAUAUCGCUUGGCAAAUACGACAAGGCCCGAGAAUACCUGGAGAAAGCUCUCGCUAUCCAAAUAGAAAUUGGCAACAGACAUGGAGAGGCAGCAAGCUACGGAAACCUCGGAACAGUGUUCAUAUCGCUUGGCAAAUACGACAAGGCCCGAGAAUACCUGGAGAAAGCUCUCGCUAUCCAAAUAGAAAUUGGCGGCAGAGAUAGAGAGGCAACAAGCUACCAUAGCCUCGGAACAGUGUUUAUAUCGCUUCGCAAAUACGACAAGGCCCGAGAAUACCUGGAGAAAGCUCUCGCUAUCCAAAUAGAAAUUGGCGACAGACAUGGAGAGGCAACAAGCUACGGAAACCUCGGAACAGUGUUCAUAUCGCUUGGCAAAUACGACAAGGCCCGAGAACACCUGGAGAAAGCUCUCGCUAUCCAAAUAGAAAUUGGCAACAGACAUGGAGAGGCAACAAGCUACGGAAACUUCGGAACAGUGUUCAUAUCACUUGGCAAAUAUGACAAGGCCCAAGAAUACUUGGAGAAAGCUCUACGUAUUUACCCGAGAAUUGGCGACAGAAAAGGAGAGGCAAACACUUUAGUAAACCUUGUACAUUCGUUUCUGUCACUCGGUAAAUAUUUCAAGGCUGACAUUUUUUUGGAGAGAGCGAACGCAAUUUGGAGGGAAAUCGGUGACAGAAAAGGACAAGCAGAAUAUUUCAUAUGCCUUGGGAUAAUUUCUCAUAAGCGUGAUGAGUACGACAAUGCUCUAGGAUAUUUCAAGAAAGCCCUUCAAAUUCACAUGGAUAUUGGUACGGAAGAAGGUGUUGUUGUCAGUUGCGCAAAUUUAGGAUUGUGUUUUCAAUCGCUCGGUAAAUAUGACAUAGCCGAGGAAUACUUCAAGAAGGCUCUCUUACUAAGCAGGGAUAUUGGACACUUCUUGUAUGAGUUUCGAUGCCUUCUUGGUCUAACGGAGUUGAAGGUAUCACAAUUUGAUCUUGAAGAAGCCUUUUCGUCUCUUUUCCAAACCAUUGAAAUGUUUGACACUUUGCGAGGAUCUCUUAAAGACAACGAUGAGUUUAAAACAUCACUUUUGGAGACGCACGGCACCUUUCCCUACGAGUUACUCAGUCGUUUGCUUUCUUCCACGGCAAAGCCACAAGACGCUCUCUAUGUCGAGGAGCUGAGACGGGCGAGGGGCUUAGCCGACUUGAUGGCAGCUAGGUACUCUGUUGUAGAGCAGAUCUCAGGCGAUCCAAAAUCAUGGUAUGGGAUUCAAAACAUUGUCGCAAAGGAAACUGACUGUGCAUGCCUCUACAUUUCUGUUGGAAAAAAUGAUAUGCGCUACUGGAUUCUCAAAGCAACAGGGGCUAUUCUUUUUUCAGAUGAGGAAGUGAGCCUGGACAAAAACGUGGUGACCGGAUUAGUCCAUGACUUGGAUGAGUUUUUUACGGAAAGUUUCCGCGGCCUUGGCAUUUUACCCCAACAGAAUUGCGAAGAUCGAUCUCUAGAUGACACCGAAUCAAUGUCACUUUACCAUGAAAAUCACGUGCUCCUGCGUGAUUGUGACGACAAAGGUAUCAAAACAAAUCUUCACUUGUGCCACAAGAUAAUCAUCGCUCCUGUGGCCGCUUUACUGAAGGAGCCCGAAAUUAUCAUUGUUCCUGAUUCCUGUAUGUACCAGGUACCAUUUGCGGCUUUAACUGACGAUGGAGGAAACUUCGUAUCAGACACAUUAAGGUUACGCAUCGUUCCCUCUUUGACGACUUUAAAGCUUAUUCAGGACAGUCCUCCAUACUAUCACAGUCAAACAGGUGCACUGAUAGUGGGUGACCCUCAGGUUGGGGAGGUGAUUUACAAGGGAAGACGUAUGAAUAUAACACGAUUGCCAUGUGCAAGAAAGGAAGCAGAGAUGAUUGGAAGACUUCUUGGUGUGACACCUUUGAUUGGAGAUCGCGCGACAAAGCAGGCUGUACUUCAAGCAAUACAUUCAGUGAGUCUGAUCCAUUUAGCUACCCAUGGUGAUGCUGAAAGAGGAGAGAUUGUCCUCUCCCCAGAGUGUCCCGCUGACUAUGUUUCACGAGAAGAAGCCUUCCUCUUGACGAUGACAGACAUUUCACGAAUUAAGCUGUGA